This is a messenger RNA of Phlebotomus argentipes, 1918 nucleotides long. RefSeq lists its product as uncharacterized. Gene Ontology annotation, cellular component: plasma membrane. Bases 533 to 1840 code for a protein of 435 amino acids. Lineage: Eukaryota; Metazoa; Arthropoda; Insecta; Diptera; Psychodidae. The transcript has 6 exons. The record is from RefSeq and is a predicted model, not a curated record.
CGUCGACGAAAAGUUCGGGCUGUCGGGCCAUCGAGCUGGUGGCUGUGCUCUUGCUGAAUUUAACAUCUUCAGUGAGUGCCCGAGCCUCGAUCUCAAAGCUUCUCUCCGCAACCGGGACUAAUCGUGUGUUUGUUCUGGUGGAAAUUCAACGCCAAGAAAAGGAUAUAUAUAUUGAAGUGCUUCUCUUGAGUGUCCGCAAAGGGAGAAGAGAAAUCACGGGGAAAGAGUGCUGAUGUGUGAGAAGAUUGAAUUUCAGUGAAUCAGAGGAACAAUGUGAGAGUGUAUAAUAAAUCGACAAGACAGAUUUUCAUCAUAUUUCGUGACUAUGGAACAGGAAAUUUACGAUUCAAUAUUAUUAUUAGUCGCAUUAGUAGUCAAGUUCAAAAGCAUAAGUUUGACCGAGCGGAACGAAGGCGGAAGAGUGUGAUAAAAUCUUUUUCUGAAACCGCAUUGCUUGCGAGAAAAAAAAGCCCGGGAAAAUUCUUUAGCCGCACAGCGGGAAGACAUCAAAGACAUCUUCAAAGCCCUAAUCAUGUCCACAUCGUCUCUUGGGCGAGAUGAGCGAAAGCCCAUGAUGGAGGCCUUCAUGUUCCAGCGAAGAGUCCUCUUGGGCUGCACCGCCACAAUUGGCCUCUUCGCCGUCAUCUGGAUCGUGGCCAUCGCCUCUGAGCACUGGUUCAUCGUAUCCGGAGGACGAGGAAUUUUCAUCCCAGAAACGAGGAGGUAUUUCAUGUCAUCGCACGCGGGAUUGUGGCGGAUAUGUCGAUAUGGGCUGGUGCCCUUCGUCCUGGCCAAUUCCACUGCGGCACGCAACUUCACGACUCUGGCCUACGUGAAUGCCACGCAAAUCAACCAGCUGAAAAAGACAAUCGCCCGGGAGGAGUACGUGGAGGAGAUGCUGGCGGAGGAGCUCCCUGAUCCCAUUGCAGAGAUUGACGACAAUCUGCGGAGACACUUGUUCGGACAGUGGGUGAGGGGGAACAAGAUUGGCUUUGACGUCCUCAAGACGACGUUCAAGACACUCGAGUUCAACGGCACAGAAGAUGGCCAGACAGCCGGCCGAGGACGAUCGGGCAUGGUGAUGCUGAAUCCCACGAACGUGUCGGCACUCAAUGAGACCAUCGGAGGCGCUCUGUCUACAGUCCAAGUCAAUGAGACUUACGUGAACGUGAUUGUCCCUGAGAGAUUGCGAAAUGCCUUGUUCGACGGCUGGGAAGACAAGUCUAAAGUGAUUCAUCUUCUCUGGUCUUUUGCCAGAGACAUGGAGAUUCCCCUCGGAAUAAUCUCGCCGAAUGGCACCAAGCUGAUCAUCAGACCACCGCUGCCGCCCAAGAAGGGCAGAACGGACAAUGGCUACGAGUACAUCCCGUUCAAGCGCUGCAAGUACCACGACUUCUCGCAGGCCGAUGAUCCCACGAGCUCAGACCCCGCCAUGGAUGAUGAGAUAAUCAAUUACACGAGAACGCAGGCCACUUUCGCCGUGCUCACUCUCUUCAUCAUGUUUAUGGGCUUCUUCUUCUCAAUCUACACUUUCCUCAAUCCUCGCUACAUGUUCAAGCGUCUGGCAGGUGGAAUUCACUUUAUAUCGGCGGCAACGAGUCUCGUUGUUAUUCAGGUGCUGGCGGCUUCUAUUGAAUACCAAAAGGAGCAUCUCGCGUACACCUUCCCCAAAGGAGCCACCUACAGGUUCGGCUAUGGAAUCUACUUGGCGUGGAUUUGCUUCGCCGUGAAUCUCGUGUCGGCAAUCCUGUUCUUCUGGUAUUCAAAGAAGAAGAAAGGCUCCAAGGCGCCCACCGACGAGAUGGGCAUGGCUGAUGAGCCCAUCAACAUUGGACGAUAGUGAUUUGUUGCGACAAAUAAAUAAUUUCUUGCCUUGUUAUCUGUUGAAACGACUCUCAUUUUGAAUAAAGGUCAUUUU